Messenger RNA from Amoebophrya sp. A25, 37205 nucleotides. The record is from the annotation of a GenBank genome assembly. Lineage: Eukaryota; Dinophyceae; Syndiniales; Amoebophryaceae.
AAGACAUCAUCAGCAAAGUCUAUACAGUAGCUAUAAGUUUCAUGGACGAGAAGUAGAAGAAACAUUCUUAAAGAGCAAACAGCACAAUCCCAAUACAUGGGAAGUUCCAUUUUCAAAAAGGCGCUCUCCCCGGACAGAACUGAAUGCAUUUCAACGAAAUAGCGUGUAUCAGUAUCUUGAGACUAGUUUCCUCUCCCAUUCGCGGGUUGAGCUAUUAAUUUAGAAAUCAUGACGAACGAGGACUCCUUCCUUAAACAAGUGUUCGACGGGCUUCAUACGUACACUACGAGGAACGCAAUCGUUGUCGUUACGAACAAGAAACCAGUGCGAUUCUAGAAGGUCCGCAAAUUAUGCGGAAAAAACUAUGCUAGAAAUUAUGCAGAGCCAGAAAGUGCUCGUGCUGCUUUUUAUUUAUUUUUUUUUCGACCUAUCAAGAAGAUCUGUCUUCGGCGACUUGUUCUGGUUUUACACUCGCGGAUCCGGUUGCGGUGACUCCGGGCCCUUCGAAUACGCACCCGGCUGCGCCGACUAAGGACUUUACUUAUCUGAUUUAAGCUUGUGAGCCUUGUCUUCUUGUAACCGCGAGUGAUGCUCUUUACUGUUGCCGACGUGUUCUUCCUGAUGUCGUUUGGGUGUGGUAUCGACUGUUGGCGUCGUUCUCUGUCUACAGCUUAUUCCAGUUCUGUCUGUUGAGUGAGUCGGUCUUUCAUCGGGUUGAGGCUAUUCGUAGGCGGCCUGCCAAGCCGUGAUGCACUCCUUGAGGAUUUACAGGCUGGCCCCUGUUCUCCUCACUGGGCUGCAGAUGGUGCUUAUGGCCCGGGACCCUGACCACAUCCCUCACUUCAUCGGCCCCAGCUAAAACCGAACAGGUCGCAACAUAAAAGAACUAUCUCCCCCCCCCUCCAUUUCCACCCUCGGCCCCCUUUAUAAUCAUUAAACCCGUGCAGGGGUUAGCAUCCUCAGCGGCCUUCAGUCUAGUCUUUUCACCAUUAUCAGACGUGGCGACGGUUGUGGCGAGUUGGGUACAUUUCGCGUUCAAUGGAUGCGGAUCUGGUUGCGACGGUGUCGGGCUUCAUUUUGUGGGCGUGGGUCCGCUUGUGACAAGUCUGACCUGCAGACACACCCACGCGCUGGGAGCGCUUUUCUUGUGCUUUGCGAGUGCUUUGCCUUAUGCAACAGGUUACGUAUACCGAUAGUAUGGGCCGAAGCGAUGAGUCUCAAACAGCACGGGGCACACUUCCAACAAUCUAAGAAAACAAAGAGGCAAGACGCUUUUUGUCAGCGGAAACGAAUUGCCGGCGGCUGGCAGGCUGUGCCGGCUCGCCUCGGUCUGUCGGGUGACGCGCGCCCGCGUGUCUUGUUCGGCAGUUGGUUCCCCCUCCGUGACUGAAGAGCGCAGGCGAUAGCCGGUAGGAAGCUUGGCGUGCGGCCAUUCAUUCUCUCGGGGGCGGCAGGUUGCUCCUUUUUUGUCCACGUAGAGCGUCGCGCUGAACUAGCAGGAGAUGCGUGGCGGCCAAAUAAGUGCCGCGCCUCUUUGAUAAUGUGGCGGCAGGUAGCAGCGUGGUGGUGUCUAUUUAUAACUAUAAACGUGGCGUGCGCUUCGUGACUUUACUAGCAAGCCUCAUCGGUUUAGCACGCUGCCAGCUUCUCCACUGAAGCGGCGCCGGGUUGGGAUCUUCUACCCUCGUCAGUCAUUGGUGGCGCAGGUAGCGCAGAGGCUACAGCUUCGCGAGCGCGUCGCGGAGCGUCGGUGGCUGUUGGUUUUGGCUGGGGUGAGACGCUAAAAACCCAAGCGGCGCGGUGGAAGCGAAUUCAGUGCGGCUGGCAUGUGCUGAGAGAGUGGCGCGCUAGUAGUAGCGCUUGCUUUGGGGCCCUUGCUCGUUUUCUUUUGUGUGGGUUUUCCAUAUCUGCCGCCCGUCUUGGUCUUUCUGGUUGGCGUGCUCUGGGAGCAGCAGCUCUGCCAGCAACCUUGGGCUUGGUCUUUUGCUUCUCUCUUGAGUUAGGGCAGUACGCUCACACGGCUCCGAAGCUUCUUAUUCAAUAAGCGACAAAGACCGACGGGCGCGGGGUGAUGAUAGUGCGAACCCGCAUGAUGAAGACAUGGAAAUGGAUCGCCGAGAACAAACUCGCAACAGCUUGCAACGGAACCGCAUAAGGCUCCGCGCUUGUUGUCUGUGGUUUUUGUGGUUUCUCUGUUCUUCUCUCCAGGCUUGGGAGGCCUCUGGCGUUGUGCAUUCGUUUGAGAAUUUGGCGCGAGGCUGCGCCGCGGACUGGUUCGCCGGCUUGUGAUGCUCUCGGCGCAGUGGUUGGCCUGUCCGUGUGUGGGUUGUGUCGGUUUCGUUUUCGGAGCUCCUUUUGGCUUCGUUUUAAUGAGACAAGGACAAGGGCCGCGCGCGUGAGCCUCGGCAACUUUUCGCCAAGAUUUUCCGCCGCCGGUGAUUGUCGGGCGCGGUGGUCUCCAAAAAGGGGGAAGCCAAUGCUUUUAAUUCUAUAAGUCGGCACGCAGAGCGAGGCUGGUGGCCUAAUAAAUGUGGCGCACCUAAUACACAGCUGGCGCCAGUCUUGACAAAGGUAGUAGGGCGCUUUUUACUUCUGGGCGGGGCGUGCUUCAAGGUCCAAGAUGUAGCUUAAACGUACGGGAAGGCGUUGGACUUUGUCGAGGAAGGGCGUCAAGGUUUUUCGUAUUAGUGCACUGAUUACGUUACUCUCUCAGCUAAUGCCACCCAGUAUAGCUCUUCACGUCCUUCUUGUUCAUUCUGCAGCCUUCAACUGAGUGGGGAACGCUGCUCCUUUGUUCAUGCUUUUCGCUUGCUUUUCUCACUUCUCAACAGAAUCGGAACACGCUCAAACAGACGGCGCAACUGAUAACAACCUUGGCAGAAAGAUAGGACCCUAGUCACUUCUUGGCGGGGCGUGCUUUAGGGUCCAGAAUGUAGCUCGUUCAACGUAUGGGAAGGCGUUAGACCUUGCCGAGAAAGAGGGCGAAGGCCUCAUCCGGAUGGCACCAAGCCAGAAAAAGGGAUACACUUCGGCUACUUUUUGGCUAUGAGCGAGGACGCGGCAGGUGGUGCGGGGAGUGUUGAGAGAGGAACAGGAGUGAGGGUUUUGAGUGUCGGGCGUCGGUGGGUCUGCGACUGCAUGGGAGAGAGGUGCCUGAGCGUUCAACGGCAGGAGGGAUUUUCGGUGGCGUGUUGUUGGGAGUGAAUUUCUGCAAAGUGGCAAAACAAAAAGCAGAAAGCCAGUGGCAAGUUGGGAGCUAUUCUCAAAAAAUCCCUACUUCGGGACAAGUUUCGUCGUGUCUUUUUUAUCUAUCUUGGAUAGGCUUAGUUACUCUAUAGUAUCUAUUUCUAUAUUUUGUGGGGCGGCGUUUCUCUUAGGCUAUCAAUUAAACUGGGAGGAAAAUGAAUACUGGGCGAGACCAUGACGGGUGUGGCCUUUGGCGGAGCUGGCGCUCCGCUGGUCGAUUUUUGUGGAGCUGCCAUGCCAGCAGCCGGCAUGCGCGAGAUGAUGGCGCUGCCUCGCAUUCCUUUACGGGCCAGUGGUGCGUAUCUGGGUUAUCUUCUGAAGUUUGCUCGUUAUGUGGAGACCGGUGUUUGGGCGAAGGGGAGCAUUGGAGCAGGAGCAGAGAAAAGCACUGGGGACGCACUUGAACGCAUGAGGCACCACUUUGCUGCUUUGCUUUUGGCGUUUCUGAAGCGUGCGGAGAAGAGGCUCUUGGGGGUGGGGGAAAGCUCGCAGCAGUCGCUUAUCAACGUGUUGAAUUCGACUCGACGCAGAUGCAUACGCUUGACCUCUGGCACAAGCGUUCAGUGCCGCACGAGACGCUGCUGAUGUUGAGGUGUCUCGGCAAGUAUGUACUCCGAGGAUGAUGGCCGGUGGCAACGUCUUUGGGCAUAUCAGUUGUCGGCGCAGAUGGUCGAGGGACACAACUCUGAGCAAGUGGCAAGGGAAGUAGUGAACCACUGUGAGCCAUUGCGUGAGGCUUUGAAAAACGCUGGCCGCGACAUCACUAACGUCGUCACUCUGACCCACUACGCAGGAGACGGCGCCAGCCUGAAAAUCAUCAGGCAGAUUCUACCUGCCAUGCAUGAGGAUGGGCGACACAGUCCCCACGAGGGCGAUCCUGCGGUAGCGAUGUUUGGCCUCUACGUGAUAAGCAGACGCACGCCGCAUGCUUAUCAUAGCACAUUUCGUAAGAGGGAUGUUGGAUUGGAUGGAUUGCAUGGCACUGCAUGCAUUGCAUGAGCCGAGGGGGUCAGAGUGCGACCUUCUUAAGGGAGCGACACGGGAACGAAGACCCAGGGCGCGGCAUAGGAGUACUUGGCUCCGUUGUGGGAGUACUUGAAUAGUGCCGGCACGUACUAGCUUGCUACUGUAAGUAGCUCGACUAGGCUAGCUUGCCGGUGAUCUCGACCGUCUUGCUCACUGUUCCCUGGCGCACACAGGCCACGGCGUUUGCGCUGCUCCUUGCUUGUUUCUGGGGCGAGGUCACAGCGGGGCCGUGUUUGUGUUCGUGUGUCGUAGCGUAAUUCUUCGGCGGGGAAGCCCGGUAUUGCGGAGAAAGUAUGGCGCCCGAAGGGCGCCGCGAAAAAUAUAUUGCUUUUUGGGUGGUCCAUCCAUGCAAUGCAUGCCAUCCAUGCCAUGCAAUCCAGAAGUUCGGAAGUUGCCCUAUGUUCUAUUAUCAUUUGGCGACUCAGUCGGGCUUGAAGAUCAUCGCGCCAGGUGGGGAGGAGGAUGAGAAGGGGAUGGUGGUUAUUAGUAGGGCUUUAAAUGAUAGCUCCACAAUAGUGCGGGACAUGCUUACUCGCUGGGUGCCGCAUGUCUAUCACAAGCAGCCGCUUCCUGAGUCAGAAGUAGUAGAGUGCGAGCAUCUCGCCGACUUUUGCGCGCAAGGCUGGCGGCCAGAUUUGAUCAGCCAGGUCAAGAAGCUGCAGCUGCGACACCAGAGCGGCACUCUUUUUGGCACUGGGACGGAGAGAGAAGUGCGGCACUGUUUGCAGAGCCUCUUUGUGCCUGGAGAAGUCCAGCUUGGGCGCUUUGGUGAAGCUGUCACAGCUGUUGGCAGGUAUUGCUUGUUUGACAUCGUCGGCCUGUUCCCCGUCCUCACAGAGUACGCCUAUCAGCAGGGAGCGAAGAAGUAUUACCUUAGGAGUGUCCUGGAGAGCAAGCGCCUUACACCAGCGGAAUUUGUAAGCUCGAUGUGGCAGAUUUUAUUAGGAGUAGGCGCUAUAAAUCUCAUCGGGCGGAAAAUAUUGGAGGGCCCAUCAAAUCAAUAGUAGCGCUGGGCGCCACUAGGGACGCCAGAGAAGCACAACCAGAGCAGAUGUGGCGUUGCCAGAUGGGUGCAGUUGCUUUUCGUUAUGCCGGUGGGUGUGAUGCUGAAGAUGUUGAGGUCGGGCGGCAGGUUUUGGAUACAACCACUGCGACCCUGCAGCUGGCGCGUUUUAAUAGACUAGAAAUCAUGCCGUGGCGAGGAGUACUAGCGUGCACUAGUAUAGACUGCAGUAGAAGCAUACCAGAAGAGCAGCACGAUUUUGCUUCUACGAAGAAAGUGCUAGCAGUUCGCCGCUGUUCGCCGCAGGCCAUCAGGAGAAGCAAAACAGUACUAGCGGGGCAUCUAGUCAGACUUCGAAAAAUCGCAACAGCGAUUGUGUACGCGGAGCGCCUUCACAAAUUAGGGCGCGACGUCUGAUCUCCCGCAAGCGUCAACUCUUCCACUGGCGUGUUCAUUCAUUUGUGGAGUGGCGCUGAAAUUACAUGCGCAGAUGAAUUGUCUAACGAGACGGAGGAGAUCAGACGGUCGUAGUAUUUUGGACACGGAUGCGGCUGGAGAUCUUGGGCUUGGGGUGAAUAUUGAAGAGGAGACGAAGCGCGUCGAGCUUCGGCGCAAGCAGGUGCGAGCAAAUACCAUGCUCAUCAAACAAAAAUCCACGAAGGGCAUGCGCCCCCUUGUGCAGGGUGAGAACGUCAAAAAAUGGCUGCGGACAGACUACAGCACAACUACUUGGAUUCUGAUGAGACAGAGGCGCUGCAGAAGAAGAUAGAACCACAGCAGGAGCUACUUCGUCAGAAGGCGAGGAGAAGGCUGAAGAUGUUGGCGCAGAAACAAGCAGUGGAAAAAGAUGAAAAACAACAACGCCAGACGACAUUCAUGACGUGCAACAGUUUUGGCGUGGAUUCUUGGCUGAAAGGCGACGAAGUUGCAGGCCAUUUUCGUGGCCUCUCUCGAACGUAUGGCGGGAUGCUUGGUAUGCAGGAUGGGACUUUUCAGGGUGUGGGAAAGUUAAGUAUCGCGCAGUACCAGCAGCACUCCACCGCCAGGAAAUCAAUGAGCUUCCUCUCCCGCAGGAGGUGGGCGGAUCCAUCUGCGAAUUGAUUAGGCGGGCGGCUGCAGAUGGACGCGAAACCCUAAUAGGAGGAGUAGUACUAAACGUCGCCGCCAUCGCAGCAGAUUUGUCUUCUUCUCUUCUAGUCUACAAAGUUGAAGGGAUAACUUUUCGGCCUUGUCGUCUUUUCGUAACGCGUCUGGCGGUUGCUGAUUAUGGUUUGGAGGGAGAUGGGCGUGCGGUUUUAACCAAGACGCUGAACUGCAGAGACCUCUCAACCUUGCCAGUGGGGCAGACGUGGCUCAUAGCGCCUGAGCAUAUAACAAGCGCCGGCUUCAUAAUUCUUGUCGAUCAGCCUCUUCGCCCUGUGCAUCUAGUGGGGCCAAGUAGUUUGGCUGAGCGGAUCGCCGAACCGCGAGCCAGAGUUGUCAAGAAGGAGCGUCCGUACCAAGAGAGAGAGCCUCGGCAGGAGGUUCGGCCGCAACAGGCGCAGCGUCCUGCACCAGCUAGAGUUCUUCCCAACGUCGCGCCCGAUUUGGGGCCAGCACCUGCUGCAGAUGUCGCUGCGCAGCAACGUAACCAACUAGAUGGCUUAAUCCGGCAGCAUGUUGACGUCUAUACUAUUGCCCUGCGCCGUUCAGUUUCUCUCCUCUAACGAUCGCAACUCGUGGCGGAAACUGGACAGCCCAUAGUCACGGCGUUGCGGUCGACUACGUACGUCGGAGCGCGCCGGAAUCAAGUGGCGCGAUGAGAUUGAGAGUAUUGGGACUUCUCAACCCAGCACAGUCGUCCAGAGAUUUUUCCCUUGCAGUCUAUGGCGGUCCGCAGCUGACAGCCCGCGCAGCGUGUUUUGUGGCGAGGGUGUGCAAGUUUUUUCUAUCGUGUGGCGCCACAUUGGAGCCGUCUCAGCUUGGAGAGGUCGAUGCUUAUUCUUCAGCGCGCCGCGCUGAGUGGGAUGCUGAUUAUGAGGAGGAUUGGAGUGCUGUAGUCAACCAGCUGAAGUCUGAUGGUCGUUAUUUUGAAGAUAGAAGAAGGGCCGCGCUCUUUUCAAAAAUCAAGGAAAUCAGUGGCGAGAAGUAUUUGCGUAGCGUUGUCCUGUCUGAUUAUUAUUAAACGGGACUGAAAUUAUGGGAAGGAAGUUGCGUUUUUUAAGUCGUUUGGUUUGGUGAUAGCCCUGCGGAGUACUCGGCGUGUCGUGGGAUGGUUCUGCUUCGCUGUGGGAUGGCUGUUCUGUGUUCUACUUCUGGCUGGAUCGUGAUCUUCUGAUGUCAUCUCGCUUCUAUGAUCGUGCGCACCUGCCUGCGGCUCGUGUGGGUCUUCUCUUCUUGUUGGUAGUGUGCCGGCUUUAGUUGUACAAGUUCGGUCCUUGCUCGUGUCUUCCUUGCGUGUGUCGUCGCUACGUCACUUGAUCUUAUUCAUCUUCUUGCUUGGCCUGCUCUGGUUUCUUGCAUUUUUAUCGUUUCGCCUGUGUGCUCCGCAGGGUCUAUGCACGCUAGACGGAUCUUCGAUCCUAAUGGAAUAACUUCCAACUACGCUCUUAUCUACGACUGCACUUCUCUAAUCUCACGAGUACUACUUUCAUCAUGUCGGACACCCCGCCCGCCGCUCCUGUGGCGACCUUGCUCGGAGUAGAAGAGCUUCCUGCUUUGCCCGCUGUUGAAGAGCCUGCUGCUCCGAUGGAAGUGGCUAGUUAGUAUGGCGGGCGACCUGUUGCAGCAGGAUGGACCUGAAAACACAUCCAGCACUGCAAACCUGAAGGCGAAGGUGAAGCCAAUGAGGAAAGUGCCGAAGCAGAAAGCUGCUGCUAAGGCCGUCGCUAGUAGUUCUUCUUCGUCUGCUGCUCCUGUUGCUGCUGGUGUUGAUGAUGGGAACGAGACUGAAGAUGUUUCGCCGGCUAAAAAACGCGCUCGCAGUCAGACGGCGGCUCAGAUGGUAUAUGUUAGAGCAUAUGUUUUGCCUUUUUUUGAAGAGCUAAGAUUUAGAAAGCUGGUAUACGUUGGGGUAUAUGUAAGGGUAUACGUUUUUGCUAAUGGAGUUGCUCUGGGCCUAGUUUCUACUUGGGUUUAGGAUAUGCCCCUACGUAUGCCUAUACAUAUACCCACACACACGCCGCAACAUAUGCCCCAACAUAUACCACCGAAAUAGUUAACAUAUACCAAAACGCGUCCACUUUUGUCGUUUCUGAUAACCUCCGAGGUUAGACAGUGGCCAAGGAUGAAACGCCACAGGCUAGCAAUCAACAUCAGAGACAUCUGGGACGAUUUCAACGCAAGACACCCGCUAGCUACUGAGGCCACGAGUGUCGUGCUAUCGACGUUCUUUGCUAUUAGUUCUGCUAGUUCAGUCUUGGCCUCCUUAUACUACAAAUUCAACGUCCGUCCCUCCAUCAUCUUGCUCCUGCUUGCUUUUCGUCAUUUUUGCUCAACCUUUCACGGCGUCACGUCGUUUCUUCGCAAGGCGGUGAGCUGCUUGGCGCUGCAGCUGACAAGAAGGCUUCCCGCAAGCCGAAGGUGGUUAUGAGCAUCUUGGAGACCACCGCGUCGAUGUGAAACAUGGCCGCGAGAUCUUCGCGAAAAGUUGCCCGGGUUGGUCUUCGUUGCCUCUGUCUUUUCGAGUAUGGAAAAGGAGGCGGCGCGGCCUCGGGUGCUUUGUCUUUGUGUUGUGUUUCUCUGUUGUUGACAGCCCCGGCGCCAGGUGAGUGCGGACCGCCCGCACGUCAUUGGCGUCGGCGCUGCUUGGAAUACAGCCGCGGCACGCCUGUGCAAGCUCCUCGAGGUGUAGAGAACCCGGGCGGAGGACUGGGGGAACGUAGGCGGGGAAGCAGUGGCAAAGCGGGGCGGCGUUGGCCAUCUUUCUGCGCUUGGGCGCCUGGGUUGGCUCUUCGUUUUUUCUCUAUAUGAAAAAAAAAAAAUCUUGGCGAAAAGUUUGCGAAAUCUUUCAAAAGAAUCCUUGCGGAAUCUUUCCGCAAAGAUAAGCGCACGAAGUUCCAACAUUGUCAAAACUUGCAAACUUUCCGCAAACAUUCCGCGAAGGUUUUGAAGCUUUCGGCUUCCGUGUUUUUUUGAUGAAGGCAUGGAAAUGAGUCGCCGAGAACAAGCUCGCAACAGCUUGCAACGGAACCGCAUGGGGCUCCGCGCUUGUUGUCUGUGCUUUUUGUGGUUUCUCUGUUCUUCUCUCCAGGCUUGGUAGGCCUCUGGCGUUGUGCAUUCCGAAUGCACAACGCCAGAGGCCUACCAAAAAAAACCAGCCAGAGACCCGACUACAUUCCUACUACAGAACUGCUAUAGGAUUUCGGUGGGGUUGUGCGUGUUCGUCGGUGGUGUGUCUCGGAUGUCAUGACGCCCGUGCUGUGGUUGUUCGGUUCGUGGGUUCGUGGCAGGGUGCCUGGCUCCGUGUCGUGUUGUUUUUCUCUCUUUCGGUUCGUUGGCUUGUGGCGUCGGGGAUGGCUCGGCGGUGGGGGUGUUUUCGGUGCUGGGGCUCACCUCCUCUGUGAGGGUGGCGCAGAUGUUGGUGGGGGCAUGGGGCGGCGUGGUUUUCGUUGGGACACCCUGAAGCCACGGUGGGUGGUGAUCGGUGGUUUGGGUUCGUGGGCCUCUAUAUCUCUUGGCUGGUGGCUCUAUAUCCUUUCUGUUUGGUCUUCCAUAUCUUUCCGCUUUUUGUUCGGCGGACUCUUCUACAGCUUCCUCUAGAAAGUCUUCUAUAUUGUCUACUAUAUCUUUAUUUUUUUCGCGCCCCCGUUGGAGCACUUCUAUAUCUUCUUCUUUAUCUUCGGACCUCAAAAAUCGCAUUGAAUUCCUUUGGAUUGCGGUUUUUGAGGGUCGGGAAAAGAUAUAGAGUGAGGAUAUAGAAGGGCAUCCUGGGGGGUAGAGAUAUAGUAGAGUUUAUAAAAGACUUUAUAGAGGAGGCUAUAGAAGCGAAAGAUAUAGCAGGGGGGGUGGGGAUCGGGGAAAGAUAUAGACGAAAACCGGGAAAGAUAUAGAAGAAGUCGCGGCGGUUGGAGUGGAGAUCAGGUGGCCAGCUGUGGCUGACCUGGCCAGCUGUGGCUGACCUGGGCGCUGGGCAUUGUGAGAGGCUUUGGCGUGGGCAUGGGCAUAGCUGUGGGGUGGUGACGGGGUGUCUUCUGUCCAGUAAUGCAUGGGGUUGGUGUGUCUGUUGUCAUGUGCGGGCAGCCUGAGGUGGAGGAUAGGGAGUCGUGGGCUCCGCGUGGAAGCUUGGUGGCUCCUUGGUGUGAAGCUGGUGCCGGGGCUCUUCAGGGGUGGAGGUGAGGUUGCGCAGAUUUCCUCCUGGGGUGGAUUUUUAUCGCAGUUCUUUAGUAGUUAUAUAGAUGUGCAGGCGGCUGGCCGCUUGCCGCAUGGCAUUCGUUUGAGAAUUUGGCGCGAGGCUACGCCGCGGACUGGUUCGCCGGCUUGUGAUGCUCUCGGCGCUGUGGUUGGCUUGUCUGUGUGUGGGUUGUGUCGGUUUCGUUUUCGGAGCUCCUCCUGGCUUCGUUUUAAUGAGACAAGGACAAGGGCCGCGCGCGUGAGCCUCGGCAACUUUUCGCCAAGAUUUUCUGCCGCCGGUGAUUGUCGGGCGUGGUGGUCUCCAAAGCUUCGGCUUUACUUGGGGCCAGCUGUUGACUGUGGCGGAGACUAAGACCCGCAACAAGGCCAAGGCGAACAGCUGGGACAUCCAUCGAGCUGGCUAUCAUGUUGGCUGUGAAGGAUUUGCCAUUCGUGAAAAUCCGAACCCGAAUGCCGACAGCAUCUAUGAGACCCCCGCUGAGUACAUCGCGCGUGAGACGCAGCGCGCUCUGGAAAGUCGCUCGAUGGCCACCAAGUCGGAGAAGGAUGCUCAGAACUUGCCUUUGCCUGCUGGCGUGUGGGACUUCUGCCAUGAUACCAUGACCGGCGCGAAGUGCGCAUCUCUUGGUCUGGAGUGCCGCGCCAGCUUGUUGGAGAAGAUCAACAAGCCGAAAAUUGGUGCAUUGGAAAAAAUGCGUUUGACGUGCGACUGGCUGCAUAGUCAUGGCGUUGCCGUACAAGGAGGCGGCUUCUGUCUUCGUCCACUGAAUGAUAAGGGUGAGCCGCCAUACAGGAUUAGUGGCGCUACUUCUCCCUCUUCUCCCGUCAACACUCCGCACGCGCAGCCCGAUUUUGCAGAUGGAGGCACAAGCGAGGCAUGCUAUUUACGUCGAGCAAGCCAACAAGGAGGCUGAGGCAGGACCCUCUUCCACAACAACAACGUCUACUACUACAAGCAGCAGUCUCCCAGUCGUGUGCGAUGGAAUUUCCAGCGGCGGCGAUUUCUUGGCCUCGUUGUUGGGAGCUGAUGACGCUGCUCUGACUGAAAUGUUGAACAAGGCUCCAAAAACGAAGAUCAAGCUUGACCAGCCUGGUGGAGAGGCCGACGCUGUUGCUGAAGAUUUGCAGCACAAGUUGAACGAUGUCGAGGCGACUCAGAUUCUGCGUGCCUUUCGUGGUAAAACCGCCAGCGCCUUGGAGAUCUCGAACGUCUGCGAGGCGAUUCGCGCAGCGUCGUUGCAUCUCACCGACAUGGACUACGGUGCUCUAUUUGGUUUUGCUAUCGUCUUUGCCCUAGAGCUGGCAGCCGUUUCUCUGUUUGGAUGAGAGAGAUUCGCUCGAUGGUUUUUCGCUCUGAAAAAGGGAAAGUCGUCUUAUUUCAAAGCGUGGCCUUCUUUAUCUUAUUCCUAUCUAGAGUCUUCAGGCCUCGUCUUCUCUCCCAACCAUAUCACAGAUCGUUACGGGCACACGGCCUACACGCGCCUGGCCAAGUGGGUGAGCGAUCAAAUCGAGAAGAAAACGAAAAAGGCAAACGCGCGCCCGAUGGCUUUCUUCGAAAAGUAUAGUCUAUUGGUAAUCCUUUGGCACUUGUUUACUUUUUGAAAAGUUGGGCGCUCUUGUGGACAAGACUGGGAAGCAUCAAAGGACUAGAAGACAUAGGGAACCUAAAAAGUUUCAGACAUACAAUCAUCAGCCACAAGCUAUCCACCUGCCCACCUUCGUCAUUUCAUGACAACAACCUUCACACCAGGCACGAGGCGGCUCUCCAGAUUACUGCUCCCGAGGUUUGCCGCGCCGCCGCUGAAAUUCAGGCUCUUCGUGAACAGACAAAACUAAACAGCGACGGCAAUCUUUCUGGUGGAGGAGAUCUUGACGAUGGUGAUGGUGAAGAAAAUGAUGACGGUGGCCAUGUGUUGACUGCUGCCCAACUGCGUAAGGCCAAGGACGCCAUGGACGGGGCUGAGCUCCCUCUUUUCGCUUCGAUGCGCCAGCGUGUGACGCACUUCUUUGCUGUCCCAGGAGGAGCUGGGGGCUGCUCUCAGCCAGGUGCUAGAAUCUUGCAUCAAUUUGCUAGAUUUUUUUAGUUUUUUGCUGCAGUAUAGACAUUCCAAGUUUUUUGCUCAAGGUUAUUACUCAUAGUUGUUGUAGGUUUUCGCUUUUCUGUGAUAGUAUCUCCGUCGUUUUGUACUUGAUGACCUUGGGGAUCUCACCUACCAACUUACCUCUCAUGCCAUAGGGAGUCUUCGCAUCUACUCAACAUUCUGCAGGCUUUCGACAACUUCUGCCAAGAAGAUUCCCUUCUGGGUCGCGAUGCUUUGGCGUUCGAGAAGGUGCUGUCUCGCGAGCGUGCUCGCGCGGAGGACCACGACCAGGCGAAGUCCUGGAAGGUCUUCGGAUGACUUGCGGUGGCGCAUGAAGCGAUCCCCUCGGCCAAGAAGUACACGGAUGGAGUGCAUCUUCACCAGCGCCGAAGUGGAGGAUGCCACCCUAUCGAGCAUUGACCUGUGUACAGUGAAGACUUUCAAGCUGUACAUCGAGACGCGCCAGGAGGUCUGGGAGAAGAUCAAGGAAAGCGCCAAAGUCGAAGCGAACGCGUGCUACAUUUUAUACGUUUUGCAUUUGUGGCCAGUUUCUCUAUCGGUGUGUCUUGUUUCUGAUUUUAUAGCAGUGAGAGAAAACGUUGCAUCGAAUUCUGUGCAUUUCUUGAACCAAUUAAGAACACACAAAUUAAGACAUCUAAAAUGGGGAUGUGUCCCUAGUGGCAACACUACCUAGAAAGGCGUGUAUCUCGCGUCUUUUAAAAUAUGGAUAAUUCCGGUACAAAUAUUCGAUGGUGACAAAUGUAGCGCAAAGGCAUCUCUAAAGGUUUCUCGUCGACAAAUGUCGCAAAUAAAUGCACUUUCGGAUUGUGGCUGGUCUGACCAAUACACAAUCAACACAAAUGAGAAGUCAGACGCUAUAUGCGGAUGACCUUGAAUACAAUCCUGAAUCUUGAAAGUCUUUGUGGCAAAUCGGCCGUGAAUCAUGUGUGCUUGACAAAGAAAACAAUGCUUGUGAAAGACGGUCAGUUUGCCCUUGAUUUAUAUAAAUAUGUAAACAUGAGGCCAUUUAUCUUAAAUGACCACUCCGUCACUCUUCUAUUCACAUAGCGUAGGAUCCAAAUGUAUCUUUUCAUUCGUGUGCUCCAUCUUAUCCGAAAGAUAUUAAAUGAGUCAAGUGUCGAUCUUUGAAUCAUGUUAACUUGUCGAACGAAUAGGUGAGAGAUCAAAUGCGAUUUCCAUAUGCGACCAAACGAAUGUUACUUAGUGAAGCGAUCUCGAACCUCCUUUGUUCGAUAAGGUAACGACUAUUUGUAUUGCUUUUCUUUUUUUCAGUAGGUCCUUCUUCAAUAAAGAUCUGGAGCUUCUGUUUCAGAUCUUGAAAACAUUUUGUUUAUGUAUUGCUCUUUUUUUUGCACCCCUUUGGAGUGGGACGAUCUUUCGCUCUCUCCUGAGCUAUCUAGUCUAGCAGAUCCGCACUCUCCGAUCUCUAGGACGAUCUCCUCUAGAAUGUGAUCUUGAUGUGGUCUGUCGUAGAUCUAGAUAUGUCUCUCGUACGUGCUUGAUAUGGCCUUAUCACGCCGUAAGAUUAAUUAGGUCUCGGGAUAUGUGAUGAAAUCAUACCCAUUUCGAGUAAAAUGAAAGGACUUUGAUUAUUUAUGAUUGUCAGUAUGUUGGCAAACCCCCCCCUGUAAUACGCGAAUUAGUCGUCUCUAUCAAGAUAGAUUAGAUUAAUCGUGGAUUACCUAUAUUCCGCUGUAGUUCGGCCGGAGAGUCUGGGCCUUGAGGAGCGAUUCCAAACAAUAGUCUGCUAAAGACUAUGUUUGGAGAACUACCAGUGAAUAUAUAGUCUCAGCGCCUCUCUUUGUCAACAUACUUGACCAUUAGUUAAUUGAGCGGACUUUUAGUAGUAAAUAUGGGUAUGUAUACGGAAUUGUUAACGUAAAUCAGUUCGUCCCUGUCCCCCUCCCGUGUUAUAGAUAUGUUGUUCUUCGAAAAUCCCUCAACUUCUUCCAAGACUCAACGCCAGUGUUGGGUCCAGAAGGUCUCUGCAUCAUCCCAGAGUGCCUCAUGUGGGUAGUCCUCCUCCCACCAUGAGUGAGUGAAGCUCAGACUGGCACGCAAUCCCAUAACAUCUCCGUGAAGUGAUGCAAUUGGAAGGAACCAGCCUGACCAAGUCGCCGGACGUAGGAUGAGCACCACCUUCCGCAUGUAUCCUGUGUGCUUGAUGAGGGCAACAGGAGUCCAGCGAAAGUCAAUGGUAGCUCGUCGACACACUCCGAAGUGUCUGGUCCGUACCGUCUCGAAGGCUUGACGUCCCACGAGGGCCAAAAGCACGACGUAGCGCCAAAACUUGACGAGGACUGGAGAGUGCUCUUGGAGCAAGGAGAUGUGCCACGACGAAUAAGGAGCAGCGCGCACAUGACCGUCGACACCUUGGUCGUUCUGAUGGACUCCAAAGUUUAGCAUCUCCUCAUUCGGCGGCAUGUGUCGCCCCUGAUUGUUGGGUCCAUACCCCUGCACAUUAUUGGCACCUCGAUCACAGUCCGAGUCAUCCGGAUCUUCCGUCAUUCCGAUGUAAGCUUGCGCUAGACUCGGGUAAGGUAGGCCGUAAUAACUACUCCAAGUGAUGACAAUACGACUUGUGACAAAUGGCUCUGGAUUGGUCAGAGCACGUCUGCGUCCCCAAAGAUUACAGCGGAGCAGGCACUCUGACGCCAGAUAGCGCGGCGCACAAAAAACCCAAGUGAAAACCUUGUGAAGGAAGAGACUCAGGAGUGUCGCCGCACCGAAGUCGCGAAAUGACUCGUGGAACUGGAAUCCCCUAUCCCAUAGUUGUGUGAAGACAAACCAAAAAGCAAUGGACAGAAGAGAGAAAAGCUGAUGGUCAAAAAGGAGAAACAAAUCCGUAAUUGUCAAGAAGAUAGAAGAAGGGAAAUACAGAAUAUGUCGGAAUUUCCUUUGAAAUAUCCCCGCCGCUAGCGCUAGAGACACAAAAGAGGCCAUCCCAAUAGUCACAAGCUGCGUAUCCUCGUCCCACAUCGUCUUACUUUCUGGUAUGUUAUAUCUUUCUUGAAUAUCCCGAAGUCUAACAGAAACCUAGAAACAGUUGGGUCGAUUUUUGUUCUCAAUCCUGUAUGAUGGAUAUGCUAUAUGUGUAUAUCUUUUUUUUGUUGUUUUGUAUUUUUUAAUAUUGAUGUUCUGGUGAUGCUCUUUCUUCGUGGAAUCUUGUGUACGGUCGUGACGGGUGCAACCCCACAUCAUACUGUGUUAUACACUAUUAGUAGCGUACCAACAAACAGUAGGAGGAUUACAUCAGUCCAUCCAAGUCAGGGCGACAUAAAUUUUCUUUUCGACCAUGCCAUGAUUCUCUGGAAGUAGCGCAUCAAAGGUGCAAUUGAUUUUGAUAUUACUUCGUGAAAGGCAAAUCAGGCGCAGUACGAUUGACAGGUCAUUCCAUUUCAAAGAAUGUCAGAAGAACACGGUAGAGAAUUAGCAGAACUGUCUGUGUGGCGAGGCCAGUUCUCUAUGAACAAAGGGCCAAAACCAUGCUAGCUGCAGCUCCUCAUGGAGAUACAGGUAACGUAGAACUACUAGAAAUGUAGGUACUGCACUGCUAUAAAUCUACUAUACUUACUGCGCCUCCUGCCAAGACAGAGCUAACGCAGUGUUAUAAUACAAAUAUAACCCCGCACACCUAAAAUUCUAGGAAGUGUCUGUUUACGCUGUAAAGAUAUAUAUACUGUCACUAUAAAUAUACUUUACCCUCUUUAUAAUUACCCCCUAGGAGUCUCAUUUUCUUCAACACCCCCCCUCUCGCAAUCAAUAGAAAGAAUCUGGUGGUCGAAAUUUCGUCGCGUCGUUCGAAGUCGAAGGCGCAGGCCGGGAACGUGGAAAAAAUGCUGUUUCUCAUACGGCAUUCGGAUUCGUCCGGUAUCGCUUUUGACGCUCUUCUCGAAUUGUGUCACUGCUGCUUUAUUUGCAACAAAGUAGUCAAUUGUAAAACCCGUUUUGUCCGGGCAGCGGAAAGUCCAAGUGCUAUCCCCUUGUGUGACGCACGCUGCCGCCCGGCCAAGUAAACUAUCUUGAAGAGACUUUGUCUCACGCUUGCUACAAGACGGCGUCUCACGAUCGUUACGUCUAUGCAGGCAAACAUGACAUCGUGACAAAAGUCGGCUGAAAUCUCCAAAGGCUACUGAAGGGACGACAGUAUCAAACCACUGACCAAGCGCCUUAUCAAAGGCUUGGGCAACGUCAAAUCGGCGCAGCUCCUCCGAAGAGUUGACACUGUAGAUGUUGGCGAUGCGCGCCGUAAUUCCAAACAAAUCGAACUCGAGUACUGCAAACCGUCCUUCACGGUCUGCAAAACCCAAGAUGCCUCCCGAUGUUGGGAUGUUACUGUAGUCCAACUGGUCACCACAAUAACGGUGUCUAAAAUCUCGGCGAACAAAGGUUGCAAGGCUGCUAUAACCGACGCGCGUGGUUGAAUUGCGAAAAUAAAUUGCAUUCAUACUUCGAUCCCAAAUGCUCUUCGAGUAGUUUCCGAAACUUCGUUUCUGUGGUUGCUGAAAGCUUGGUUUCCUGGAUAGAAACGAAAUGCGGUGAAGUGUCGAAUACCGAAUAAAAGUCUUGCAGUCUUUUAGAAUCUUCGAAGGUUGCUGCAAGUCCGUCAAUGUUGUAGCUGACCGCACUAAACGAGUCUGUAGGUGUCGGGAGACUACGAUCGACUCCGGUACGGAAUGAUGCAAGAAUACGCGCAUACUGCCCUUGCGGAAAUACUUCGAGCUCCUCAAGCUCUACUACACGUUUCGCCAGUUCUCGUCGGGUCAGGCAUUUCGAAAGGUGCAUGAUGAUCGCGCCAUGAGACAACUCGACCGGGCGGAUCAUUCUGAUGCUUUGCGGGUUACCUAGUUUGUGUGGUGCUCCGGACAAAAGUUGUAUCGAUGCACUAUUAGCGCCUCGAUGUGUUACAACAAAAAGUCGUGGGAGCAUGCGGCUCUCGAAUUUGCCCUUCUUGGCACGUAGUCGAACCACUAUAGACCCCAUCUGAGUGCGCAGGUCAUCUUUGGCAGCUUCACGACGGAGUCCCUUAUGAUGGUUUCGGAGUCGGUUUGCAUAGUAAAUCGAGUCGACCUGUCUUCGUCGGCGAACUGCUAGCGAGACCUCGUCAGCAAGCGUCUGUGACGGUGACGAUUCAAAAACCUCCUCCCUUGUAGUGAUGAAGUUGGAGCCGGUAUGACGCUCAAGAGUCGACGCUCCAUCAAGAGAAGGCAAUGGGCUGCGAGCAAGUGCUAGAGAAGCGCGAUGAGCAAACUCAUGCCAAUUAAUAGGAAGUAAAGCAACUUCUUCCUCCUGAGGGUCGUCAAGGUCUUAACCAUUCUUCUUUGAACGCGCGGUGAGAGAAAAAUCAGCAAACAGAUCAUCCUCAACAGCGUCGACAAAAUCGUCCUCAUGGCAUCCAAGCUCUACUUCUACUUCGGAUUCUUGUAAAGAGAUGUCAUUCUGAUGAACUUCUUCUGAGUUGUUAACUGCAUCAUCUGGAAGAAGCAUCUUGUCUUCUGGAAUAGAGUCGGGCUCAAUCCGAUGGGUGCCGACAAGUAUUCUAAAUCCCUUAGGCAACUUCUUGACUUGGAGAUGUCCUGAGUCUGGAUCUCGUUUGAGGUGAGCCUUGAAUUCCGACUGGAGGUGGAAAAUCCGGAUCAGGAAGUUCAAAAGUGCAUGCGGAUGUUCCACAAUCCAACUCCCGGAUGCAAGGUAGUGUGGCGAAUGCCACGUGCCAACCGUGUGACUGGGGGCAACCUUUGAGGCCAGCGAGUUCAAGGUGUCAAGAAAUUUCCUCAAAAAGUGCGAUCCGUUAUCACACCUGAUAAACGAAUAAAGUUGGAACGUAGAAAGCAUGAUGUUAAAUGUCUCCCGCGCUGCUGUAUCUGCAGUUGAGUCACGGGUCGGCACUGCCCAAGUGAGGUUGCUUCGGCCAUCUGUGGCCGUGAAGAUAGAGGUGUACUCUGACCCUCGGACCGCACCAAAACUGCUCGAUCCAAGAUUGGUGAUGAAGUCGACAAACAGAACCGUGCCUCGGUGUUUGUACAUCUCCAAACGAGGCUGCAUCUGGAUGUCGUAGUGAAAUGCAGCUGGUGAUAUCGAACAGGUAAGACACGCUUCGACCACUCGUGCGCAAAGGGUGGAAAGAUCCGUAGUAAAGAACCCUCUGCGCAUUACUAAGCAGUGCAAAACGCCGCGGCUAGAGUGCGCGUCGUCAUGAAUGUGCGCAAUCACUGCUACUGCAAUCGAUGCGUGGGUGUACUCUUUACCUUCAUACUCCAAUGGGUCUGCCUCAAGGAGAGUGGUAAGGAGGAAUUUGCAUUCCCCUGUCACUCGCUGUUGUAAUGCUCCUGCGUAGAUGCGAUAGCGGUUUGAUUCCUCAAGGAAGGCCAUCGCUUUCCGUCUCGAAACCGACUCUCCCUUUUUCUGACAAGCACUGACUACAUGUGCGAUGGCUGCGUCAGAAGAGUCCGGAUGUCGGGUCUGCGCUUCAAGUGCUGCAAACCGUGCAAAGAACUGAGACUUUUGUGUUUCUGCAAGUCGAGCAAGGAAGUUGCUUGGUAUCGAAAGGAAGUCUACUGGUUUUCGGCAGAAAAUCAAAUAGAUUGUUUCUUUUGUCCGUGCUUCUAGGAAGUCAUCACCCACUAUCUGGAAAAAGUGUGGUCCCCCAUGUCGCCGGAUACGGUAUUUCCGCUUACGAGGAAGCUCCCUAAAGUCGGACUCAACUACAGGGGGUCCGCCGAACGGGUCGUCAUCCGUAGGUGUAUGGCUCUGAUCAGCAUCACCUGCAUGCUCGAAGUCCUCUUGUAGCAGGCCUCCGUCUAGAGGUGUAUAGCUCGAUUCCCCAUCCGCUACGGAUGUCCGCUUCUCCUUGGCAGAGAUGAAAUAAAACCUACAGGCGCCUUCGCACUUGUAGGACUCCGCAUCUCCUGUUCCAAUAAGCGCGUGAAUUGUGGUCCACGAAUGUCCAAGAUCUCCCGGAUGAAAUGAUUUAUCGAACUUUUCUGCUAUCUCGAAGAAAGAGCCAUCCGUGUUGGAAUCGUCAUGGAAAACGUGAUCCCCUUCGAGCAAGGUGUCAAGCUUUUCAAACAGCAGUUUGGAAUCGGCCUCAAUUCCACCUGGAAGUAUCAUGUCUGGGAUGUCGCAUGGAGGUCCCGGUGGCGGCCCCACCUCAGGAACAUCUACUGCAAGACUGCAUCCACAUCUGAACUGUAUGUAUGUAUCGCAUUCAUAUAGUUGAGCCGCUGUUGGACAGAGCGGGUUCUCUUCUGUGGAUCGUGUAACUUUGCCUUCUUCGGCAAAUAAGAUGACCACGAAUGCCAGACAUCCGCCUUGCGCAUCGUCUCUCGGCUCGGAAGCGCUUUGAACUCGCGCCAUGAAUGUUCCUUAGGAUGCCCAAGGGAGUGUCCAAACAUCUUGAGGACAAUCUCGUAGGCGCGAUCCGCUGGGCGCGGCCAAUCAUCUCUAAAACGCAACCACCUUGAGCCUGAAGGAGGCAAAAGGGAAGUGUCUGGGACUGUGAUAACCAAAUUAUCACCUCGUUCGUCUGUCUUUCUUCUAACAUGUAGUGAAAAUCGUACGCAUGGUAAUCGGAUCUUGGUCACUGCGUUAGGUGUUGGUGCUGCUGGGAGCAGCUUCUCUUCCUUUGCCGCACUGUCCUCGUCAGCUAUGUCGCCCUCUUCUAAUUGCGAAUUUGAAGCAAAGGCGGCAGGCGCCAUCGGAGUCCCAGACUUCUCUGGUGGCCUCGAACAGAUGAAACAUUGUGAGAAAGAUUCGUCCACUUCUCGCCACUGUUGGAUACACUCGCGAUAACUCUCCCAGUCACCUCCUGCGAGGGUGCAGCCGAUUCGGGCGGGGAAAACCGCAAUCGCCUCCUUAUCAUCUGUCUUUCUGUGCGCCUUCACUAGAUCACUGAGUCUAGUCAGGGAAGUCUUGAAGUGCUGGAGGCGGCGAAGUGAGUCGUCAAAGCCUUGCACCGAUUUGCCAGGAUAGUGUUGUCCGGCAAGUCCAGCGACACCAAAUUCAUCGUUCUCAGGAUCCCAUCUCAAAUAGCAAUUUCCUAAUGUUCUUUUCGAGCCGUCGCUAUAGAUGUUUGCCCAAGGAAACAGAUCGAGAAUCGUCUUCGCAAUGCCUUUCGCGGAUUGCGUAACGCAGUUGAUCUGAUGCACUAAAACAACUCGAACCUCCUUGCGCUCAAGGAGGCUUCUCAAGUGGCUCAAAGCGCAAAUUUCCAAAUCGGUGACUCGGGUCCGAGGAGCAGCAGCAAGAGUCUGUGUCGAGUUGUCCUCUAGACAGAUGGCUCCUUGUUGCUGCGGUAUCUCUGUGCUGUUCGUAACAACCUCAAACCCCGUAAGCAACUCAGACCAAACUUCGGAGCAUAUGUUAAUCGGCCAUGAUACUGGGAGCAAUGCGCGGCUCAACGCGGCAGCGUCAACAACCAAUCGCCCUAACAAAGAUCCCUUUCUCUUCGCAAGGAAAAUGGAGCUGAGAAACGACGGCGCGCCAAUCUGUGCUGCAGACGUAUGGUAAGGCGCCAGAAAGCCUUCGGCACAGCCUUCUCGUAAUAGGAGCAAGAUGAUUGUGUCUAGUACUCCGGGAAGCGUAAACUUGCGAGCCACACCGAAAGGACUUCUAGUGUCCAACGGGUGAUAGACUUUACACAACUGGACUGUAGGGAAAGGCCGUCCAGGGCCCCAAACCUGAUCUCGGAAUAUCAGCACAAUUUUGAUGAACAUCAUACGCAGCAGGAAAGGAAGCAGCGUCAGAUUCUUAGAGAGCGUCUUGAAAAUGGUCUCCUCCCACUGGGCCGUGUCAAUUGUGUCAGACAUACUCUUUUCUCGUGCUGCGAUUUCCUCUUUAAUCUGCUCCUCGGUCGCAUCUCCUGAAAUCGCAUUCCUGUAUGUCUUGCACUUCAAAUGCUGUGACUUGUCGGCGUCAUCUUGUGUUGCCUCUGGUGCGUCCUGCGCCAUUCCACUUAUCUGCGUCAUGCGGACACGAACGUGUUUAAGCUGGUCUCCCGUAACGGCGUCUCUCAAAACGAGCAUAGGACGGAGGACCCGGCUACUCUUAUCUACAAGCGUGCAGUUAAACUGGAUUCCUCUCGCAAGAUCCGAUAGCGGAAGCACCAGCGGAGCCCCGGGUACUGAAACCAUAGAGGUGAAGCUGACAUCGACGGAAAUAUUAUAGUAGGACUUGUCAUUCCGUGAGCGAUGGAAGACAGAGUACGGAUCUACCUGAAUUUCAUGGAGACUCGGGAUUCCUGGCGCGAGACUCGAUUUCUCGAUUACCCAGGACAAACCAUCCGCGUGUAAUAAUGGAUGUUCGAGUGAGAGAAGCAUGAGAGUCUCUUCAAGAGUGGGGACAACGGCGACAGUCCGCAGUGGUUGUCCGACCGGGCGUACCCGGGAGAACAGGUUCUUGACAACGUCCCGCCACUCUUCAAACGUUGACUCCGGUAACUCAACACCCUCCGUGUUUUCGAUGUGUCUACUACCAAUAUCUUCUAGGUUUGAAGAUGCACCAAUCCGAUGAACCCGAUACACAACUCGAGAUGAAAGGGCGGUGUGGAUUUCGCUUGCCAUUGCCGCAGCAGACCGCUGAGGACGCACGUCCAAUGAUUCCGUGAGUAGUUCUCGGACGCCGAGUGACGAACAGUCGUAAAGCAGUGCUAUCGGGGCGGCCAGCGGGAUGCGUGGGAGAAUUUCUCGGACAAAAUACCGCAACCCGAGGAGUUCCAUUCGUCCUGAGCUGUUAGCGUUCCUCGCCUGGUCCUCUGCACCAAAUUUCCAAUGUGAGGCGAAAGCAAUUCGGUGCUUCUGCAAUUGUUUCUGGACUGCAAAAACAGAGCGUCCUUCUCUGGAUGAGUCAAUGCCGAACCGUAUGAGUCCUCCUGUCUCUUUCCAACGGAUGGCUGAGUCUACAUCUAACUCACAAAGCUCGACUGCUCGUAUCAGAUCCGAAUGCGCCUGGUUGAACAGUUCUCGUGCUCGCGGGUCAGAUGCGAGUUCCUUGAUGGGCCUCUUGUUAGUCAUGAAGUCGGUAAAGAAGUCCAGGAUCUUAGGCCACUCGCGGAUAGAGCAUGGCAUGUAGUUGACUGUGCGCACCCAGCUCUUAAGCGUUUUAAGCGUCGUAGGCAUCUUCAUCCUGGCCAGAGAUGCAACUUUCUGCGGGUCUGGUCUCCUGCAGCGUUGCUCGUAAUCUAACUCCCACCCGAGUAUGUAAACUCUGAUGGCGAGAGAGAUUUUCUUGAGUGAAAAGUUAAAUCCGGACGCACAACAACGUGCUAGAAAUUGUAUGAGCCGGAAAAGAAGUUGGAGCGCGUUAUCUGCUCUGUAGUUACAAUCGUCCAUGUAUGGUACACUGUAACGUCGUCCAAUCGGAAGACUCUCCUGUAGUGAAUUGAUUACGCCCUGCAUCUCGUCUGAAGGUGGAUCAACGUACAAGGAGUCGUCAAAAAGAUCGUCGGAUCCAUUAGUGCGGCAAGGCGGCAAAUAUGUGCUCUUGCCUAUUUCGUGUCCGUAUUGGUCAACGAGUGCGUCAUACCCAAUUGAUCCUGUUGCGAUUGCUGCUAGUACUUUUGAAUCAAAUCCAGGGUCCUGCAGGUUGAAGAAAACCAAUGAGACACAAAGACAAUAGACUGCCGGCGCGAAAACAAGUCCCAGGAACAUCCGCAGCGGCACGCAAACGCUAGUACCAUAUCCCAGUGCGGUAACCUUCUGCAUCUUGGGGUGAAGUAAGAACUGGAGAAAUCCCUUUGCAUGAUCCAAUCCAACAAAGCAUCCGACCUUGGCGGAUCGUAGCCACUCAAAGGCGCACCCCUCCACCGCUGCAAUACGGAGGAUAGGAGUCACCACUUUUUAAAGAAGCUGAACCACUAGAAUAAGGAACUGCCAGGCCCCACAGGCUACUGAGAACUUUGGGACAAACUCGCUCCGAAGUUCAUCAGUAUCAGAUCCGUUCCUGACGUGUUCCUCCACUGCCUUCUUGACGUGUUCUGGGACAUCUUUGUCCGCCUCUUCUACAGAGCAUGAACGCAGGGCACCUAAAGGCCCUGAGGUCAAAUCUGGAUCGUCUGUACUAAUUUCAGAAAAUCUGCCGUAUCUCGACACUUCUAAGAUGUGACUGCCCAGCCGGCAAAACACUGGCAGCGGCUCAUCUGGCUGAAUAUACUGCGGCUGCUGCAUGCUAUCCAAAUUCUCCUCUGUGCAGGAAGAGAUCUCGCGGGUUUCGCAAAGGCCACAACCCUCCGGUGGGAAGUGGACUCGUCGGUUACUCUGGAAGACCGGAUUGUCAAUCCAGUGCGGGAGUCGAUGCACAUAGAGGGGCGCAAUCUGCCUCGUCAAAGGGUUCUGAAGCCUGCUGAGCAAAAUACAACCAAGCUUGUCACAAAUGCCUCCAACCGGGUUAGUAUCGUUUAAACAAUACCCUAUUCGCGCCAUGUCGUUUACUCCUAAAGCAAUUCGAUCGCGUUCAUACAACCACGGCACUAGCAUCAACACAAAUGUGCCUGGUACUGUCGCGUCGCCAAGAUCUGCCAUGUUUUCCGGUUCUUUCAGCCAUGAAAAUCUUGAUCCAUUAACAGCGUCCUCGAUUGUUGCUAACGCUUUAACAUAUCGAAACCUUGAUGGCAAAACGCUGCAAGGGGCUGAAAGCCCUUCUGAAAGGGAAAUGUAGUUCUCUUCGGAGUCAUACCUUGCAAAGGCAAGAGAUACUUCACAAUAUUCGAGCACCCCUUGUUGAACACCUGCAGAUGGUGAACCAAAGGCAGUAUAUUCGACCUUGCUCAUGUCGCGUUGGAUCUUAACUCCAAGGUGGUCAAAAUAGUCCCGAUUUCCCAAAGAGUUGCCAUAUAAGUGUCUGGAGACGGCACAGCCAGAGUCUGGCAAAAUGCUGACAACGGAAUACUCAGGGCAUUCUCCAUCUCGUGGUAAUAUUACCGCUGCUGCAAUUCGAUUUGGCAAUGGCUCUGGGGCGAUGCGCUUGCCUCCAGGUCCAAUUUGACUAAGCUCAGGCGGAGCGUUCAGGGAACCUCGAAACCUCGGUCCAUCACUCGUGUAAAGUCCUGUAACAUCAGCAGGGCUGCAACGCAGCCCAAACCUCUCCGUAAAAUGGGACUCAACAUUACGGUAGUGGCGCUGGCGCUCUGCCUGGAUAUGAGCACAUCGUCGUUGUGCUAUCUUGUGCGCUACCACGUCAUCUUCAUCCUCGAGUGUGGUAGGUCCGACGUCCACACAAGUCUCAGCUUGAACAGCUAUUCUUACCCAUUCGUCCAAAACUCGUUUUUUCUGGAAGGCGAACAACAUGCUGCUACCGUGUGGGUGGAAAAAUUCCACUAUCUCCUGGGUGUCGUUGAACAGAAACGAGACAGUAAAGAUGUUACCGCGGAUCUGUUGUCCAGAAUCUUCUUCCACAAUUUCCUCAAAAGGAGGGCUCUUUUUCAGGAAUUCAAGCAUGCCCUUCGUAGACAGGCUAAUCUUCCAAAGGCUCUCGAAGUCGCCCGACUGUGGGGCGGGAGUCACAUGUACCAAGCAGGAAUCUUCUGAUGUGGAUCUGCUCGUCGAAAAAGGGGUAGCAACGUUUGGCAAAGUAAGUUCCGGUGAACGUGUCUCGGACCACUUUGCCGGCUACGCCCGACACAGAGUCGCCAUCCUCGGUCGUGUACAUGUCCUCCGGGUCGGCGCCGUCAGUCCUUGAGGCGGCUUGUUGAUAACGGCCUGUGUCAAACAUUCGGGCCCUCCUGGCAGAUGAAGCUCCACUCGGAGGGGCCUCUCUUUCGUUCGUGUUCCCUCGCCGUUUCCGCAAGCAGCGCCUGAUACAAGGGCAACGGGAGAAGAAGUUGGCGAAGGAAAAUGAUGAUCCUGUCGUGAUCGAAGGGUCGGACUCGUGGCGCCUCCUAAGGGCAUCAGCAUGCUCUUGGGAUACCUCUAAACGCCGGUAGUUACAUCCCGACGGCAUAGGUGGCGGGGUGAAAAACUUCUGCAAGAAGAUGGUGGAAGGAGAUGAUGGCCUUGUCGGGAUCGAAAGGUCGGGUCCGCGGCGCUUCCUAAGGGCAUCAACAUGCUCUUGGGAUACACCUUGACGCUGAUAAUUGUGCCUCGACGGUGUAGGUGGCGGGCGGGGUAAGAAACCUCUGCAAGAAGUUUGUAGACGAAGGCAGUGACCUUGUCGGGAUCGAAAGGUUGGCUUCGUGGCGCCUCCUAAGGGCAUCAGCAUGCUCUUGGGAUACCUCUAAGCGCCGAUAUCUGUGUCCCGACGGCAUAGGUGGCGGGAUCAGAAACUCUUGCUGAGAUCGUGGCGUUGGUGGUGAAACCGUAGGGGAGCGGGGUGCAGCCGGAGCUUCAAACACUCUCUGAAACGACCGGGAUCUUUCGGCCAAAGUCCCGUCGGUCACGCGUCCGAACGGUGUCGCUACAACAGGUUCUUGCUUGCUCUUCCGUUGGGUCAGGUCCUGACGUGGUGGUUUAGUCUCGGACUGCUGUUUCGAGACUCGAACUUUCUGAUCUCGUGUCAGACUGCUAUCCCAUCCUCCGAGAUGUCGCACCGUCUGAAGCAUUUUAUGUUUUAGAUCUCUGACCUUGGAGCGUGCCAUUCGGGGCUUGUACUGGUUUACGACGUGGUCCAUAAGCCGUGCCUCGCGGAACGCUUGCGAGACUCUUUCGUUCUCAGCAAAGGUCUUAUCAAACGACCACUCCUUCUCAGUAAAAGCCUGCAAAGCCUUCUUGAAAAGGUAGCCCAACUGGUUCUUGUCCACUGAGUUGAAACAAGUGCCAUUUGGCAUCUUAGCGCCGUUUUCAGUUCUCCAUUUCGCAAUCAGAUCAGCACAGAUCCAAACUUGAUCCAACACUCCCUCGCGUCGUAUCUUGAUGCUGCCAUGUCUUGUGCCACAAGUCGGGCAAUCCACGUUCUGCGGUGUAGUAGUGUGCGCAAAACAGUGGGCAGCUGUAAUAAGGUGGAAUAUAACACAGUCAAGUCGAGAGUGGUCACCGCCGCACUUCUUACUGUUCUUACCAGAACCCUUUCCUUUUGUUUGGUUCGGUUCUGUGGACCUCCAAAGUAGGUCUGCGACGUCGAGUUUAUUUCGGGUGUCCGCACCUGAAAGGGAUGGUCCUUCUAAAGUGCCACCGCGCUGAUACUCGUUGUUGUAGUCCUCCUGAUCGCCCUGUUCCUCAUUGAGUCGGCGACUCUGGAGGUUCUUGGGUUGUCGUUCUCUAUAGAAUCUAUCCGGGUCUAUUGAUUGACCCUCAAAUGCGUCCUUGAUGACGAAUUCAAGGACCUCUGAAAGACGUCGAUCCGCCUCAAUAUCAAAGGCACGCCCGUUUAUGGCUGCGUCCUGUCGCGUUGUCUUAUACAUGUUUUCCAUGAACAUGCCCUGCUGUUGAAGUGGUCUAAGAAUUGCAUGAAAGACUUUACUAUCGUUGCGGCUGCUCGGGUCUGAAUUCGGGUAGUAGAGGCGGUUCAGCUCGGAGAUGUGCCCCUUCUGUUGCUGUGCCCACUGGAGGCGGUUGGCUCUCGCAUUCUCAAACCUUUGUCCAAUCGGCAAGCUUCUCUGCGACUGUACUUCUCGGAUGGCACCUCGGUACGUAAGUCUCCAACCCUUCUCUAGUUCCGUGAACAGUGCAUACGCCUUGUUUAAGUCACCGGACACCGCAUUCGCAAUGUCCCACGCGUCUCUUCCUACUUUCGACUCGAUUUUGACGGCCUCGAAAGCAGUCUGCGUGAAGUCGAAGUCCCUGAGGAACUUCCACAGGGCUUCGCGUUCGUUCAUCAUUUCUACCUGGGACAUGCCUGCUUCACAGGUUAUGGAGGGCGCCUGUCGCUCCAGCGGCUUGGCACCAGACCCUCCAAGUGUGGCGGCUCCGUUAAGGCGGCGAGCAAUGGCUUGAAAAGUGCCGCCAGACCCAGAAACAAGUGAUGAAAUAUGCUUACUGACCAUGUUCUGGAUGGUCAGUUCCAGUGGGAAAAGAGCUGAGAGGUUGUCGUCAGCGACCUCUUCCACUACUAUGGGCGGCGCCGAAGGCAUGUUUCUGCGAUAAGGCUGCAUCUUCUUGGAAUUGCCCGUUGAAGGUGUGGGCACUCCUGCGGACACAUCGCCCUUCGGCUGGUAUGUCUCUGUAAAGGUCAGAAAGUUCUGGAACACAAGAUAUGCUUCGGACUUCUCAGUCUCCUUAGCGUUGAUCUUGCCAAUCUCCCCUAGGAACCUAUGCUCCAAAUUAUGCCUAGUAGAAAUAGGCCUCGGCGCUGGUAGGGGCGGUGUAACGGGCGGCCCACCAACUCCGAUGUCAGACCGGUUUAACUCGGGUCUUGACUGGUUGACCGAUAGAUGAGUGUUCGCUGGCGGUCCACUCGGCUCCAUUACAAAUGCUGAAUAUCCUGCUAACUGUCCUGUCACUCCAGGGUCCGGAAGAGCGGAACUUGCACUAGCGGUUGUCGAGUGUCCGCGGAUUCCUGAAGUCGAAGGUCGCGCCGGUUGAUAAACCGCAGACGACGGGAUGGCUGUAUCUCCAUGGCCUGCUCCUAAGCUCGGGACCCCGCCAGGAGGGAGUGCCGGCGCGUAUAUCAGGCGAGUAGACGGCGACUCAGGAGCCAGUCCUGGGGGAUAGUGCGAUGGUAAGCUCGUAGUGCCGAAGUGCGGAGUUCGUGAAAUCGCCUCAGCUUUCGGUGCCUUCUGUGGGGCAAGACCUCGCACAGAUGAUACUACUGGGUCGCUCCGGCCGGCUGGCGGGGCAAAAUCACUACGUAGUGCGGCGAAUGAACCACCUGUAACUGGUGGGAAAGGCGCCGCUGUAUGUCCAGGAAUAGGCAGGCGACCACAAGAUUUCCGAGGUCUGACAACACGCCAUCCAAGUUCGUCAGGUUUCGUAAGUGUGUGUCGGACCCUAAAUAUACCUGAAGGUGCGACCGUAGGAGACAAAUACUCCGAUCCACUUCCGGGUGACACUAGCGUCUUGCCCUUGUAGCCAACAGAGACAUGCUCAAUGCAGAUUGAACUGUUCUCACUACACCAAAGGUCAUCUGCUCCUUGUUGUUUAAACUGGUCCCAGGCCGCUGUCCAAAGCCGGAGAGACUUUUCAGAAGGGAACUCCAAAUGAUGCGUCAUCCUCUCACUGCGAGUAGCGCGCCCUGCGGAGAACGCAGCUCCAAGCAAGACUCCGUGCAGGCAAGUCAAGACGGACGUCGAAACAGUCCCGAACGAUGUUUUCAAAAUAGCGGUAGUGCGGGUCAAACACUGUUCCAGAAGUUUUCUGUUAUUUUGUUGUGCAUUAUUCUGAGGGAUGAGAAAAUCAACCCGAGGUAGUGAAUAGUUGUCACCGGGCUUCCCGAGCUGCGUUUCUCCUGUUAUCCAUACUGGAAACCCAGAGUUAACCGCAUCUGAAAACAAGCCAUCGCAGUCUCUCGCCGCAAAGGCAUCUAUUCUCCCUGAGCCUUCAACUACUACUGGUUCCAAUUUAGCUUGGUGUUCUAAAGGGUCACUUCGGACGCUUCGCUCUGUGUGAAGGUCUUCGAGAAGUGUGCAAAGGCGGUCGGGAUCGCCCCGGCCAUCCGCACUCGGAUAAACAUCGACGUUAAGGUCCACCGGUCCGUGGAUGUUGGGAUGGUGGCCUCGAGUCGUCCUUGAACCUUGAUCAGAACAUUGGUUCUGUAAUGGUGAGUUCGGAGGGUCAGGGAGGUCUUCAAACUCGCCGACCGGCUCCAGUCGAUGAUCUUGGCAAGAGCCCACCGCUGGCUCAUAUCCGACAUUUCGGGAUGGUCUUCCGCCCGCCUUUCUGGAAUCCGGACUAUCGUUUCGAAUAACCGAAUCGCCCUUCCCCGCGUGGCGGCAAUCAGCACGUGCUCGAGAGGCAGAACCACCAUUCUGUCCAGGAUAUUGUAGGGUGGAAUCUAUUGCAGACAUUUUCGGCGCUACAGGCAGGCUUUGAGCUCCAGUAGAGGACCGGGCCUCAAGCCGUGCAGUCGCAUCAUCGAGAAUGUCUUGUCUGCGCUGGAAUUCCGCCAUUUGGUCCGCAAAUUUCUUUGAAAACUCGGCGCGGAUCUCUCUUCGAGCCUCUUCGAGAAGAAUCGUCUUCCAAUCCUCCAUUUGUAUCUCUGGCAUUUGCGUCAGAUCUCUACUUCCCUGAUGUUGGUUGUGACUUUGAAUUUGAUCCGCACCUUCACUAGAUGCGCGGUAAUCUGCAGCACGACUUGUCGCGCUGCCAGAAGACCUAAGGCGAGGAGCUGGGGGAGCGUAUCUUCGAUUUUUAACGGCGAAAAUAGGCGGACUCGCCGGCUCCUGACCCGUCGGUUGCUGGUCCAAUCGAACAUCACACGCGGAGGCGAAAGAUGUUGGAUACGCAAUGUCUGAAUCCGGAGGAGCGCUUGGGCGCACCUCCGUUCCUUGCGAAGUUAGCACUUCAAUGUCCGUAAGAUCGUCACUUUCCCCAAACAAGCGCUGUCCGACUAAAGCAUCUCCCUGGCCCGUUUGAUGUCGGAGUGGAGGUAAGUUUGUCGAAGUGCGCAAAACAGGAGUAAGAACCGGAGACUCAUCAUCCCGCUCACUGAUAGGAGAAAGGUUCGAAGCCGGAAGCUGCGGGGCAAACGGAGGCGGAGCUGCAGAGGGAGGAUCAGCCUCAGAAGCGCCACGCGGGUUUGGAGACUCGAAAAGUCCGCUAUCCUGCAAGCCGGAAGGGUCAUCGGAGAUACCCAGCCCUUCGAGAUCAGCCGGACUUUCAUCAACCCGGACCCCCUGUAAGGUCAGGCUCGGGGUGAAUGGGUUCCGUACCAACCGGCCCGAUGUUGUCGUCUCGUGAGUGGACAUUCUUUAGGUCUAUCUAUAAGUUCUAAUAUAACGUAAAGUAGAUAUACUAGAGACAAUAAAGUGAGAAUGCAAAUAUUCGUAUAAAUGCAAACCUGGCGUGGCAGAUAGUAUUCUUAAGCAGAAACUAUAAGCCGGCAAAUAAAUCAGAAAUAAACCAGAUUGAUAAAUAUAAAUCAACAAAGGGUGCAAACCUAUAUGCUGUGCCUCGAGAUAUCCGCUUGCCCGCCAAGACGCCCGGAUAAACUCUAUUACACCAGAAUGCACAGGUAUGUAUUGCACGGUCUACGGGGUGAACUGGCUAGGAUCACAACCAACGCGCGUUAUGUAAUACAGCGGUAAGUUCUAGGGUUUCUAUAAUGUAAGCACCACUAUGCCAUCGUUACUAUAACUACAUUAAUACCCAAAUUAUGGCACUAGUUGCCAGUAUCGUUCUCCACCACUUGAACCAAUUAAGAACACACAAAUUAAGACAUCUAAAAUGGGGAUGUGUCCCUAGUGGCAACACUACCUAGAAAGGCGUGUAUCUCGCGUCUUUUAAAAUAUGGAUAAUUCCGGUACAAAUAUUCGAUGGUGACAAAUGUAGCACAAAGGCAUCUCUAAAGGUUUCUCGUCGACAAAUGUCGCAAAUAAAUGCACUUUCGGACUGUGGCUGGUCUGACCAAUACACAAUCAACACAAAUGAGAAGUCAAACGCUAUAUGCGGAUGACCUUGAAUACAAUCCUGAAUCUUGAAAGUCUUUGUGGCAAAUCGGCCGUGAAUCAUGUGUGCUUGACAAAGAAAACAAUGCUUGCGAAAGACGGCCAAUUUGCCCUUGAUUUAUAUAAAUAUGUAAACGUGAGGUCAUUUAUCUUAAAUGACCACUCCGUCAUUCUUCUAUUCACAUAGCGUAGGAUCCAAAUGUAUCUUUUCAUUCGUGUGCUCCAUCUUAUCCGAAAGAUAUUAAAUGAGUCAAAUGUCGAUCUUUGAAUCAUGUUAACUUGUCGAGCGAAUAGGUGAGAGAUCAAAUGCGAUUUCCAUAUGCGACCAAACGAAUGCUACUUAGUGAAGCGAUCUCGAACCUCCUUUGUUCGAUAAGAUAGCGACUAUUUGUAUUGCUUUUCUUUUUUUCAGUAGGUCCUUCUUCAAUAAAGAUCUGGAACUUCUGUUUCAGAUCUUGAAAACAUUUUGUUUAUGUAUUGCUCUUUUUUUUGCACCCCUUUGGAAUGGGACGAUCUUUCGCUCUCUCCUGAGCUAUCUAGUCUAGCAGAUCCGCACUCUCCGAUCUCUAGGACGAUCUCCUCUAGAAUGUGAUCUUGAUGUGGUCUGUCGUAGAUCUAGAUAUGUCUCUCGUACGUGCUUGAUAUGGCCUUAUCACGCCGUAAGAUUAAUUAGGUCUCGGAAUAUGUGAUGAAAUCAUACCUAUUUCGAGUAAAAUGAAAGGACUUUGAUUAUUUAUGAUUGUCAGUAUGUUGGCAAACCCCCCCUGUAAUACGCGAAUUAGUCGUCUCUAUCAAGAUAGAUUAGAUUAAUCGUGGAUUACCUAUAUUCCGCUGUAGUUCGGCCGGAGAGUCUGGGCCUUGAGGAGCGAUUCCAAACAAUAGUCUGCUAAAGACUAUGUUUGGAGAACUACCAGUGAAUAUAUAGUCUCACUCUGUCCUUUGUAGUAGUUUCUUUCAUCAUUUUCAAUGCACGCAGCGAGUCGAGUCGUGUGAGUUGUUUCGUUUGGUAUCUGGAUUGUUUCCCAGUGCUAGUCUCUAUAUAUAUUAGACUAUCUCCAAUCCGAAAACGCAGGCUCUCCGUGAAGCAGCUGCUGAACGCUUCGAGCAGCUUGAUGCUAGCUGCCGAUCUCGAUGAGCUUCAGGCGGAGCGUUUUCUGAUUAAUGCUCGCCAGGAGAACUUGAUCAAGCAGCUCGCCGGGGGCGGUGACAUCAAGAAUCUGGAGCAUACGCAGUGGGUUACGGGUGGAGACCACGACGCGACCAAGAAACACUUGGGGAAGCUUAUCGCUGGAGACGAUUUGCGGUGGGAUCUGUUUCGCCCAAUCUGUUCUGGGUCCAUCGUGACGAGAGUGACUGCCUGGCGAAGAAGGCCAUGGCGCGAAUCAUGAAGCAGCGCAAGAUGACGGUCCAGAGUGCUGCGAUGCUCAUCCCGAAGAUGAGACAGAUGGUCGAGAAAGACGCUGGCGCUUUUGACUUCUGUGCUUGCUCCUAGUUUCUCGUCUGAAGUUUGUCGUUUUGCGUUUUGAACUUGUAGAAGAAAGUAGUGAGUUUGUCCGCAGUGUGUCGCGCUCUCUUCUCAUCUUCAUCAAGUUUAAGCCACUCACUCCCAGGUAGUACGCUUGUGCACCAGACGGACAAAUACCCGGAGGGGCUUGCGUUUUUGCUUUCUGAGGCUGACAGCGCUGCCUUGGAGAGCCUUCGAGCCAAGGCGUUCCGCCACGGCGUGAAGAUGAUGGAGACCAAGGACGACAAAAAGUGAGAGGUGGAAACGGUGGCGAGAGAUAGGCGGCGAUGGUCGUUUGCCUUUGCGUGAGCAGCAGCAGCUGCGCGAUCGUCACCCAUGAAGAAACUACACGAAGACACUUAGGAUUCUGGUGGUGGGACAGAUCAGCAACUUUUCUUCUUCAGCUAGUAGCUCGAGGAACAGGAGGCGCCGCCUUGGUGGUGACUCAUGGAGGAUUUGGCUACCAGCGUGGUGGCCUACUAUGAAGCUUUUUCGUCAUGUCUAACUCUAACUUGUCUCUUCAAGUAAGAACUAGUAGACCUGAUGGAGGCCAAUCCUUAUGAGCAGGCCGCGGGGUGUCGUGGUCCUGCAUCUUUCGGAUUUUAUCGAAGUAUAAAAGUACUAUACUUAUUUCAUCCUAGUCGUUUUGUUUCUUCAGUUUAUGAAUGAUCUAACUGAGCUCUACCGUCAUAUCUUAUCAGCGAGUAGGAUCCACACAUCUAAUAAUUUGAUUUAUAGUGUCCUCGUCCUUUCUGGUUGCUGCUCCUCCACCAUGUCGGCCUGGUGGGAGGAGUAGAAUUGUUUAAAGCUGGGCCGACUUCAAUCAUCUGAGUCAAGUGAUGGAAUAGAGAAAGAUGACCGUGGAAGAACGGCCUCCCACCCCCUACCCCCUUCAGAAAAAAGAAGGGGGAACCAAUUGAAUCAAGAGGAGCUUUCUGAUGUUGUUAAGAAAAUAUGAAGAAAGGCCCAAGAUUUUGAUGCUGUCGCAGGUGUGGCCGCUGGCUUGUGCACUUUUUGCUGCGGUGCUGCGGUGGCGUCGGGUGCUGCCAAGUGGAGCGUCUCGGGUGUCGUGUGGUCGUGGCGAUUCGGUGGGAGAGUUGAGAGCGAGGAGAGACGCUGAGAGGGGGGACAGGUGGCAGGGGUUGUGACUGGUCGGAGUUUUCUGGAGUAGUUUGGCGCGGCUGUGGGUGGGUGGGGUUGUGGUUCGCGAUGGGGAUUCGGUGGCUUGGCUUUUGUUGUGGGUGCCUAGUGGUGGCGUCUUUGGUUGUGGUUUGGGGUGGGUGGGUGGGUAGAGUCUGCGGCUCCCGCUGCGGUUGUCGUGUCCUUCUGGAUAGCGAAAAAGUAGCCAAAAAGUAGCCAGCUUUCUCGCUUGGUGGGAUCCGGAUGAGAGGCCUUUCGUCGAUCUUCGUGGACUGGUUACGCUUCUCAGGUAGUGCCCGCCGUCUGGUAGAACUCCCCAAGUUCUUCGUGAUUACUUAUUCUACAACCCUCAAAAGAGUGCAAAGCGCUGAGGCUGCAGCGUUUUCUUUUGUUCGUGCUUUGCCUUCCGUUUGCUUCUCUCACUUCUCUUCCCAACAGAAUCGGACUCGGAACACGCUCAAACAGAUGCCAGCAUCAAGGCCCCGGGCUCUGCUCCUUGGUCGUCCUCGUGAUCUCAUCACGACCAUCACCACCAGCCCCGUUGCAGUCACCACCGCCACCCGUAUCCUGGUGGCAGCUGUGUCACCUUUCUCGCCUGCAGUCAGGUAAUAAGUGCGCAGCGGCCCGAGUAGUUUCCUUGGCUUGCAUGCGUGUGGUGGUGGUUUCCGUGUGUUCGUUCGAUUCUAGUGGCGUAGGCGGUUGCCUGGUAUCUCAGUCGGCGGGCAUUGCUAGCACGGUCAUACAUGGGAGGCAAAUCAAUUGGCUGGCGCCGCUGCUUGGUGUAAAACAUGGGCAGGGGGCUGGGCUGGCUUGAUGUGUCUAAUGAGAAACGCGGGCGGCUUGUUGAGUAGAGGCCAAGAGUAAGGGCCUGCGUGGCGUUCUCCUUCUGUUCUUACUUAAAGCAAUUGGCUUGGGAGCUGUUGGCUGUCGCUGUUCAGUGCAUUGCGCUGAGGUUUUCUCUUGUCUGCAUUUGAAAGAAAUGAGGCACCUCGGUAGACCUUAUGACGCUGGUGGGCCGGUGUUUGGCGUUUGGGAGUUCUUACUGCAGGAAAGGCACGGAGAGAGGAAACCGCUCGGAGAUGAAGGGGGCGGCGGGUAUAUUUCUCCUCGAGCCACGACUUUGAAGCAGGCACCCGCGCGCACAGUCUUCUCCACAUGUUGAAAAAGCCCGCGCAUCUUGGCGGAAAUAUGUUCCAGGGCGCGGAGCGACGGUACCCCCCCGCGCUGUGCGCCUUGGGCCCCUUUUUAUUUAAUUUUAAGGCGUCUGACGAUCACCAUGCCCCUCCCUUCUUCAGUGUGUGUGUGUUUAAGAUUAGUUCUUCUAAGUGCGAGGUUAGUGAAGUUAAAUGGCUUACAGUUUAAUUUAUAUAUACUCCAUUAAAAAUUAUUUAAGGCGCCUGCCCGGGUUGGAAGGCCUCAAAAGGGGGCCAGGUCACCCCCCUCCCCCGCUCUCUUCCAGCUGCUUGGCUGUUGCUUGCAGGCCUCAAGAGGGGCCCAGGGGACCGCCUCCGCCUCCUUCCACCUCAGGCGCGUGGCUGUCCCCUAGAGGCCUCUGACGCAGGUGGAAGGCCUCAAGAGGGGCCCAAGGGGCUGCAUCUGCUUCCUUUCCAGGUGCUUUGCUGUCCCCUAGAGGCCUCUGACGUAGGUGGAAGGCCUCAAGAGGGGCCCAAGGGGCCGCAUCUGCUCCCUUUCCAGCUGCUUGGCUGUCCCCUGGAGGCCUCUGGCGUAGGUGCGUGGAAGGCCUCAAGAGGGGCUCAAGGGGCCGCCUCCACUUCCUUCCAGGUGCUUGGCUGUCCCAAAGGCGGCAAAAGGCCGGCGAGGGGCUGGACCCUCUGAGCCGUGCAGCUUGUACCCUCCGGGUCCUUGGUCAUCGGCUUGCUUGCUUUUGCGACUGUGGCCGCCUUCGGUGGCCUUUUACCCCGGAGACCUCCCGCCGGCGAGGGUCAGCAGGGGCCAGGAGGUCCCUUAAAAAAGAACACGCUGAGAGGCCCAAGGGGAGGCCCCCCGCGCCAAGCUUGACGCCUUCCACCAGCCACUAGAAUCCGCGAAAAAUCAGCGCGGAAAAGAGCGCGCGCGCCACCACAGACCAGACCACAGGGGGGAGGAGGUGCUGCCCGGCUCUGAGCCAUGAUAUACAACGGCGACAGGCUUACUGAAUUAAUAGCCCUGACGCCUUCUGAGUGUGCUGCUGAAUGCUCUCGCUUGUGAUCUCUCAGCCUUAACAGUUUCAGCCUCUCGUAUAGCCGCUUUGCGGAUACCCCUCCGCGCUAAGCUUGUGGGCUGGUAGUGUUCUGCGAGUCGUGGCAACUUCGAGCACCUGGGACACAGGUGAAAAUGUGAAGGGUUCUCCCACGCUGAUACCCAUGAUAAAAAAGGAUCCCAAUAAGAGCAAUUGUGGCCCACAAAUAGCGAUCCCAGCCAGUCGAAGCAUAGCGAUCUUUUGUUUCCAAGUCUGUCGUCAGCCCUUUACGCUCUGUCUUGGCUUCGGGUCUAAGCUAAUUGGUGAGGUCGUGGGCCUCUGCAUACUUUCUGACGUAGUUUCUGCAUAUUUUUCCUUCCUAGAUUGAAUCGCGUUUGUAUGUUUCUAAACUCCGCGCCGGCGCUCACUCGUCAGUCACGGGAAUGCGUCGACUUCCUCGACGAGACAUAAAAUCGGCCGGAGAUGCGGCCGAAUUCGGCGAAUACAUGGGUGCACUAUUCAUGGACGACUUGUCGGGCCUGAGUGCGAGGGAUGUGGAAUCGCUGGAAAAUGACUGUCAUACGAAAUAUAAUGGUGAUGAAGUAGCCUCGUUCUCGUUUAAAAUGGUUUUGAGGUUGGAUCCAUCUCACUUUAAUGGAGAAGCAACCGAGAUCGCCAUCGAUUUCUUCCUGCCUUCGUGCCACGGACGGCGGCAAAGACAGGAGGUGUUUAGAAUGAGCCUUUAUAGACAAUUUGGAGGUGGUGGCCAAGAACUGAAGCAGGAUGUUGCGUUUAGCAGUUUUCGUCCGAGCGAAUAUGGUUUCACCGGGGUUCACCGUCAUUUCAGUCUCAGAAUUUGUCGAGGAAAAAAAAACCUCUUCCAGUCCGCCCCCGGGAGUUUCAUGCAAACAAUCACAACACCUUCGCAGAACAACGUCAACUACGCCUCUCUCUCCGCAUACAAGAACGUUCCAUCUUCUGUGUACAACAUCAAUCCUCUAGUUGUCCUCGCCUCUGGUGGUAUCAUCCUUGGCGCUUUCCUGUUUUGCUCGAAGUGCGCACGUCGAACUGCAUCCCAAUGGCUUCGCAACGAGCGUGCACGCGAACAGUCGAACAGUGCAUCCAGCAACGAGGCCACUUAUGGUGCCAUGGAGCGAGGUGAAGCAUCUUCAGACGUGAAGGACGACAAGAUCAUCAAGAUGUAG